CUUUUGCCUAGGUGGGGCCUUCACCUUGCAACAUGCUCUGAUUGCCGAUCUCAUCACCUGCAAGCCUCUUUGAUCCGACUGCAGUAGGGGGGCCUCAGAAAAUGGUUAAAGAACAGCUGCCUCCAUCCUGCUUUUAUUAGGCAGUCAGUCCACUUUGAUCCCGCAUUGAGCCAACUAAUCCCAUUGUUUAUGUCCCAUUUGAUGGGUCUUUCCGUUGCCGUAACUUUUCUCCUCUUCACUCGAGGUUGAACUCUCUCAGUCCAACUUUUCUCAGUUCCCAAAGCAGUGACUGCAAGAUUACAGUGAAAAAGGUAGAAACUUUCCAUUGAAACCUAGUUGAGUUGGGGCCUUCUGCUAUCCUUUUCGACGGUUCCUUUCCCUGUCUCUCUUACCUUCAUCAUGGUUUUUACUUUUUGUGAGGAUGGAUGAUGGGAGUUUCCGAAAGAACCAGAAAUAGACAGCCCCUUCCCAGGACUGUGAAAAUGACAAGAAGCAAUGGGAAAGAAACGGAGCACAUGCUUAUGCUAUCCUCAUCUCUUUCUCUUCUGCAUUGGUUGCAAUUUUCAAUCCUUUCCCUUUUGUCCUCAUCCUGAAUGGCACAUUACAUGGACCCUCACUGUCUCUGAGUAGAUAGAUUGGUGAAAUUCCCAGCUGGGCAACAGGUGGCAAUGGUUUUUGCACAGCUUGUGUGGCUGGUGAAAUAGCUCCGUCGUAAAGUAAUCUUUUGCUAAGUAAUACUGGGAUUAGGUGUCGAAGACAGUGUGUGGUUCUUGAUCUUCAUGAAAGCAGAUGGGAGAGACAACAGCUGCUUCAAAUGCUGCUCCUGAAGCGUCGGUUUCAUUUGGUAGGUUUGGGGAUGAUUCGCUCUCUUGGGAGAGAUGGUCAUCCUUUUCGCCUAAUAAAUAUAUGGAAGAAGUAGAGAAGUGUGCUGCGCCUGGAUCAGUGGCCAUGAAAAGGGCCUACUUUGAAGCGCAUUACAAGAAGAUCGCUGCUCAAAAGGCCGAGUUACUGGAUGAGGAGAAGAAAAUGAUGGCUGAUUCGUGGCCAACGGGUGAAAGAAAUGGAGAUCUGAAUAGGGAUGUCGAUGAGGCCACGUUUGAGAUCAAUACGCACGAGGAUCAAAGUCACUUCGGAGCAAUUAAACAAGAGAUGAGCUUGUUAGCUGAGGCAAAUGCUUUGUACAGUGAAGACCCGAACGAGGAUGACUUGAUUACUAUUGAAUGUCAAAGCUUGUUGGUUGUGGGAGUGCAAGUAGAACCGGAGAGAAAUCUCGAAAUCAGCGACUUGGGUGAACCAGAGGAAAUUAACUUGGUGAAGGAAGUGGUAGAAGUGCUCCACAACAUGGAGAGACCAGAAGAGCACAAUUUCGUGAAGGAUGUGCAAGAAGUGGUUCCUUCUAUUGGAUCUCAAGAUGAUGUCAUGGAAGUUCAGCCACAUUGUGAAAUCGAGACAAAAGCCACUCCAAAGUAUGAAGUGAAGAGUGCAAAGUCGAGUAAGCCAAAGCUCCCUCAAAAGAUUAGCGGCAUAAGUAAGGAGCAGAGUGCUGUGGUACAUAAGAGCAGGCCACAGUCACCAGUGAUGAAAUCGCCAAAAGUGACCACCCUCGACAGUUGAGGCGAUCGGCUUCCACUACCCCAAUAGCAUCCUCAUUGAGAUCUUCGGGCAAGCCAGGAAUUACUCCGUCUUCAACCAAGAGCAAGAACCUUUCAACAGGAGAGAAGAAAA
This is a messenger RNA of Eucalyptus grandis, 1725 nucleotides long. Its product is annotated as protein WVD2-like 7. The transcript has 3 exons. The coding region runs from base 790 to 1614 and encodes 274 amino acids. The record is from RefSeq and is a predicted model, not a curated record. Lineage: Eukaryota; Viridiplantae; Streptophyta; Magnoliopsida; Myrtales; Myrtaceae.